Phytophthora nicotianae INRA-310 is the source of this 1591-nucleotide messenger RNA. RefSeq lists its product as hypothetical. The coding region runs from base 1 to 1506 and encodes 501 amino acids. Gene Ontology annotation, biological process: amino acid transmembrane transport. Gene Ontology annotation, cellular component: vacuolar membrane. The transcript has a single exon. Gene Ontology annotation, molecular function: amino acid transmembrane transporter activity. NCBI's taxonomy places the organism in Eukaryota, Oomycota, Peronosporomycetes, Peronosporales, Peronosporaceae. The record is from RefSeq and is a predicted model, not a curated record.
AUGGCCAAAGGACCUUUCCUCACGGUUGAAGACAUGAAGGCAUGCUUCAAUCUCUUUUGCUGUAUCUACGGCAUUGGAACGCUUGGUAUGCCGGGUAACUUCGCCCGCUCCGGUCCUGUGAUCGCCGUUAUUGCUAUGGCGUUCAUGGCGUUCGCCAACAUCUAUUCGUCCCUUUCAAUGUCCAAGGUGAUGCUGCUAGCCCCGCGAUCGGUCAAGACGUUCGGUGACCUCGGCGAAUGGGCAAUGGGCACAACCGGCCGCUGGCUGUGCAUCAUCUCUCAGAUGGGUUCCUGCCUCCUGAUCCCGUGUGUGUUCCUCGUCCUCGGCGGUCAGUUGCUUGACGGUCUCUUCACCGACGCUUUCAGCCAGACCACUUGGAUCAUCCUCAUGGCUCUGACGGUGCUGCCGGUCUGCCUCGUGCCGACCCUCAAGGAAGGUUCGGGCUCUGCUUUCGCUGGUUGCAUGGGCACCAUUAUCGCCGAUAUUAUCGCUGUGGCACUUGUCAUGCACGGCAUGCGUGGUCACCCCAGCGUCCCUUUCCCGGAGCUGAAAUUCUCCCAGGUGGUUGGUGUCUUCGGUAACCUUACGCUCGCCUACGGUGCCGGUAUCGUCAUCCCCGACAUCCAACGCCAGCACAGCGACCCAACCCGCAUGCCCCGCGUUGUGCUGGUUACUGUCGGCUUCGUCUCUGUUCUCUUCCUUGUGCUAGCGAGUACGUCGUACUCGGCUGUCGGCUGCCAGAUCUCGGGUAACCUGCUUUUCACGAUCUACCCGGACAGUGAGACGGGCAUGACGUCGUUGGGUUUCAUGCCGGACUGGGGCAUGGUGGUGCUCGCCUACCUGUUCAUGCAGCUUCACCUCACGAUUGCCUUUGCUGUCAUCCUGAACCCGGCCUUCUACAUCGCUGAGCGUGUGCUCCUAGGCAUGCACAAGAAGAAGGCGGAGGACAUUGAGAAUGGCUUCGCUUUCGAGGAGAACGCUACCCCGGCUGAACUUGUUACGAAGACCUCGGAGGCUGGUUUCUCCCACAAUUCGGGACGGCAGCAGGGCCAGCGUCGCUCAAGGAUGUCGUACGUGUCGGUGGCCGACUCGGAGCGUGUGCACAAGGACAACGAGGAGGAAGAAGCUGCGGAGUAUACCGGCGCGAACGUCAUCAAGUACAUCAUUCUGCGUUGCAUCAUUGUCGUCAUUCUGGUGGCCAUGGCCAUUGCCUUCAAGGACCACUUCACCGAGUUUGCCGACUUCGUUGGCGCCUCGUGCAUCACCACGAACUGCAUCCUGCUGCCCGUCCUCUUCUACCUCAUCAAGGCGUGGGAACGUGUUCCAAUUUACGAGAAGGUGGCGGCUAUUAUCGUUUUCGUGGUUUGCUUCAUUUGCGGCUGCUACGUCACCUACACGAACGGCAAGGAGCUGUUCGAUCCAUCGGACAGCGAGAAAGCCUUCCCGUUCUGUCACGCGGAUUUCGAGAACACCGUCUACUACAACUACACGGCCGAACACCUUUAGAGUAAGAUAUUCUUUCUUAGCCUGAAGGCUAAGGAUUAGUAUAAUCAACAUUGACACGUCAUGUUUUUUUUUUUUAAGAUUUUGC